Messenger RNA from Hyalella azteca, 414 nucleotides. Its product is annotated as protein AF-9-like. The transcript is spliced from 5 exons. The coding region runs from base 1 to 414 and encodes 137 amino acids. Gene Ontology annotation, cellular component: super elongation complex. The record is from RefSeq and is a predicted model, not a curated record. NCBI's taxonomy places the organism in Eukaryota, Metazoa, Arthropoda, Malacostraca, Amphipoda, Hyalellidae. Gene Ontology annotation, biological process: regulation of DNA-templated transcription.
AUGGCAAUGAGUGUAGUGGCAGUGAGCAUUGAGCUCGGGCACACUGCCCGGGUGCUGCAGCAUGUAACUAAAGAGGGCUUCACCCACGAGUGGAGUGUGUGGGUCAGGGGGGAGAAUGAUCGCAGCCUCGCUGAUAUUGUAGAGAAGGUUGUCUUCAAUCUACAUGAAAGUUUCAAGGGGCCCAAGAGAACCCUCCAGACGCCUCCUUUCAUCAUUACUGAGAAGGGGUUUGAGUAUAACCUUGUCCUGCAAGACCUCCAGGCACCGCCUAUCACCCUCACCCGCUGCGAACGCCUCACGUUCUACAGCCCACAAGAGGAACUAAAGAAGAAGCUGCUGGCAGCAGGAGGCACGUGCCUGGCAAGUGGCAAGGAAGAGUUCAUUGGUGGCUGGGCACUCGGGGAGCUGCCGUAG